UUGAAAGUAGGGGAACCAAAGGUAUUUCUCAGGCAGAAAUUCGCUUGGCUAUGAAUGUGGGGAAGCUAGAAGCAAGGAUGCUGUGUCGUCUUCUGGAGAGGUACAAAGUUGUCAAGGGUUUUAUGGAAGAUGAAGGUCGGCAAAGGACAACAAAGUAUAUUUCAUAUAUUUUUGCGGAGGAGAGUGACUUAAACCGUCAGUUUGAGAGAGAGAAGGCCAGGAGUGAGCAGUUAGCUACAGUUACUUUGGCUCUAGUGCCAGAAGAUUCCCCACCUGCGGCAGAUGUGUCUCCUGGGGAAGAUGAUGCUGUGGUCUCCGAGUCUGACCAUGAAGAAGAAGGGAAAGAUGGCAAGAAGAGAGGAAAAGCUCAGAAGGACAACUCUGGUUCUCUGUUGAAAUUAAGUUUCCAAGAUGAUGCACAUCAGUCAACACCAGCUAAAGGCUCAAAGCCAGCAGCGGUGAAGUCUCAGGGGAAGAAGCUGCCUUCCCCUCAAAUUCUUGAAGAGACCGAUGAGCUCCCAGACAGCAUUUUGGGGGAGAGUUCUACUUUGGAAGCUCUAAAGCAGGAGUCCAAUCUUUCCACCUGUGCUCAUUCCACCGAUGAAGACGGGGAUCUGGCUGUGGUGGAGGAGGUCAGACUUGAAGACCCGAAGACCUGUGGCCAAAAGAAGGAAAAGCGUUCCAAAGCUACAGCGGUGGAGCGAUCUCACGAAACGUACAGGCUGCUGAAGCGCCGAAAUCUCAUUGUGGAAGCUGUUCGAAACCUCCGGCUAAUUGAAAGCUUGUUCACGCUUCAGAAAAUGGUCAUGGAUCAAGAGAAGCAAGAAGGUGUCUCCACCAAAUGCUGCAAAAAGUCUAUCGUCCGACUGGUGCAGAAGCUUGCGCGAGAAGGGCUCCUCAGGCUCUAUCGUACUACAGUCAUUCAGGAUGGCAUUAGUAAAAAGGUAGAGUUUGUUGUGCAUCCUUCAGUGAGUCCUAAUGAUCCCCUUGUAAAAAGUGCCAUUGAGCAGGUGCGCUUCCGAAUCUCCAAUUCAAGCACCGCGAACAGGAUUAAAGUUCCCCAGACACCAACAUCCCAGGACCAUGCUGAGGAAGAAAACCUGGGGCAAGAGCCAGCUCCUGAUUCAGGAGAAACACAAGAAAACUCGGGUAAAGCUGAUAAUAAUAGUCGUGCAAGAAAAACUGAUGACAAAAUGGGCAUAACACAGCUGAAAAACUAUCACCCUGUUACAGUGCCAGGACUUGGGCGUUCUCUUGGCUUUCUUCCCAAAAUGCCCCGUUUAAGAAUGGUCCACAUGUUCCUCUGGUACUUAGUUUAUGGACACCCUUUAAAUGGAACACAGCAAAAAGGAGGUAGUGAUGGUGAGAAAAAAUGCAGCAAACAAGGGCUGGAUGUGAAUGCAGCUGUACUUGAAGCACAACCCGAUGGGACCUUGGAAAUUACGACAACUGUCGGGAAUCCUGAAAAUCCUGCACAGGAGACUGAAGUAGAGUUGUCCAAUCAAACAGUGUACGUGGAUGACGUGUCGUGGAUGCGCUACGUCCCUCCGCUCCCGGUUCACAGAGAGUUUGGAUACGGAUGGGCUCUUGUUAGUGACAUUCUUCUCUGCUUGCCUCUCUCGCUCUUUGUUCAGAUAGUACAAGUCAGCUACAAGGUGGAUGGUCUAGAAGAUUUUUUAAAUGAUCCGCUAAAAAAGCACACCCUGAUCAGAUUUCUUCCAAGGUCAGUCCGACAGCAGCUUCUCUACAAAAGGAGGUACAUUUUUUCAGUGGUAGAAAACCUUCAGAGAUUAUGUUAUAUGGGACUGAUACAGUUUGGCCCAACAGAGAAGUUUCAAGACAAAGACCAGGUCUUUGUCUAUAUGAAGAGAAACGCUGUGAUUGUUGAUACCACUAUCUGUGACCCCCACUAUAACCUGGCUCAAAGCAGCCGCCCGUUUGAGAGGCGCUUGUACGUUCUGAACACCAUGCAGGAUGUGGAAAACUUCUGGUUUGAUCUGCAGUGUGUCUGCCUCAAUACACCACUGGGAGUUGUCCGCUGUCCUCGUUCAAAGAAAAGUAAUCUUCAAGGGGAAGAGACGGCACUAGAUGUGGAAAUGGAACAAGAGUCAGCAGCGGAUAAACACAAUCUGGAACGAAAGUGUGCCAUGUUGGAAUACACCACAGGCAGCCGAGAGGUGGUUGAUGAUGGAACUAUCCCUGGAGAUGGGUUGGGAGCUGCAGGUCUGGAUUCCAGCUUUUAUGGGCACCUAAAACGCAACUGGAUCUGGACAAGCUACAUCAUCAAUAAGACUAGGAAGGAAAAUACAGUUUCUGAAAAUGGACUGACAAUGAGACUCCAAACCUUCUUAACAAAACACCCCCUUCCACUCAGUACUGGAGGUAACAAAAUUAAUAUUUUGGGAGAAGGAAAGGUAGGAUCUGAGUCACAGGUCCAGAAAGAGGAAUGUAUUGAAAUAAGUAAAGAACCAAACCAGGAUCGAACCAAACGAGUGAGAGGUGGAAAAAGCCAAAAGAGGAAGAGGCUCAGGAAAGACAUUGGAAAGAAGACAAAGAGGAAGAAGAAGGAAGAGGAUUCUGUAGAAAAAAGCAAAAGACUCCGCUACCAUGACGAAGCUGACCAGAGUGCCCUGCAGAGAAUGACACGUCUGCGUGUCACCUGGACAGUGCAAGAGGACAGUCUGCUCAUGCUGUGCCGCAUUGCUAGUCAUGUGCUAAAUGCCAAGGUAAAAGGGCCCUUUGUUCCAUGGCAAGUCGUUCGGGAUAUCAUGCAUGCCAGCUUUGAGGAGUCCCUCGAUAAAACUUCUCAUUCCGUUGGACGAAGAGCUCGUUAUAUUAUCAGAAAUCCACAGACCUAUCUUAAUUAUAAAGUUUGCCUUGCGGAGGUUUACCAAGAUAAAGCCCUCAUUGAAGAUUUCAUGAAUAGAGAAAAUAAUUAUGAAGAUCCACAGGUUUGCGCAAAGGAGUUUAAAGAGUUUGUGGAAAGACUAAAAGAGAAAUUCAGUUCGACCCUGGGGAAUCCCAAACUUGAGAUUCCUGAUACUUUGCAGGAACUCUUUUCCAGAUUUCGAGUUUUGGCAAUCGGAGAAGACACAAAUCAGAACACAAAAGAGGAUAGUCUAAGCAGCAUCUAUGAUAUUCAUUUUCUAGUUCUACAGAAUCUGAUUCAGAGCACACUGGCACUCUCAGAUAACCAGAUGAAAUCUUGCCAGUCAUUUCAGACAUUCCGUUUGUACCGGGAGUACCGGGAUGACAUUCUUGUGAAGGCUUUCCUAGAGUGUCAGAAGAGAAGCUUGGUCAAUCGCCGUCGAGUAAACCACACGCUGGGUCCAAAGAAAAGCCGGGCUUUGCCUUUUGUACCCAUGUCGUAUCAGCUGUCUCAGAGUUAUUACAGAGUUUUUACGUGGCGAUUUCCCAGUACAAUUUGUACAGAGUCCUUUCAGUUCUUCGAGAAGCUCAAGGAUGCUGAAAAAUCAGACGAGCCGGAUAACUUCUCAUUUAAAGAUCAAGAGAACAAAGCCUCAGAAGGCAUGAUCGCAUUUCCUAUGGAUGGACCUGGUGGGCAGUGUGUGGCGAUGCUUUCCCUGUUCUCCCUGGGGCUUGUGUGUGUGAACGUGAGAAUCCCAGAGCAGAUAGUUGUGGUGGACAGCACUAUGGUGGAAAAUGAAGUGAUAAAAAGUUUGGGAAAAGAAGGACUUGAGGAUGAUGAUGACGAUGAUGAUGAUGACUUAGAUGACAGCUCUGGAGGUAAACCGAGAAUAGCAGUAAAAGCUCGUCAAGCAUCUCAUACCAACUACUUACUGAUGAGAGGCUACUACGCCCCUGGAAUUGUCAGCACGCGCAACCUGAGUCCCAGUGACAAUAUCGUGGUCAAUUCCUGCCAGGUGAAGGUUAAGCUGCGAUGUACACCAGUUCCAGGAAGGCUCAGCUCUCCAGUUCCUUCUCUGCUGGAUAACAUGGCUGUGGGAAUCUCCUGCCUCCCUGAAACUUUUACAAGGCUGAUCAAAGUCCAAGAAGAAAAUUACGAGGUUGAUCGGUUUCUUCGUGAGUGUACAGAAGGUUAUGGUUAUAAUCCCAGAGAUGUAGCUGCUGUUUUGGAGAUCCGUAAUGCAAUUGAGGAAACUUCCCACUUUGGAAUUUGCAAAGCUGAGCUGAGCACGCGUUUCUGCAGCUACGAAGAGGUGGAACCUGAACGCACCAGGAGCUUGGAGCAGUACAUUCAGGACUUGAUUGAAAUGCAGCAGGUUUUAGAAGUAGGAGGCCAUGCUGUAAGACUGGUUGCAAUAGUAUUUGCCAAGCCAUGGCUGUUACAUUCAGUGUGUCUGAAGAAUAAAGGAGAUGAUUCUGAUCAGCAAAGUGCAGACACUGCUCUCCCAGAUGCACAGCAGGAUUGCCUGCCGUCAGAACCAAAGAUGGGAGAGGAGUGUUCCAGAGAGGAGGAGGAGGAGCUGGGAAAAGACACACAAUCUGUCAGCGAUGAAGAACCCCCAAGGAAGAGAUGUAAGACUCAAAAUGAUGUCCUUCAGGAUGGCAAUCAACUCUGCCAGGGUUCAGAGAGUGGUUUGGAAAGUGCAAAUGAGAAUAACUGUGAUGCGAGUGUUACUGAUCCUGCUACAAUGAAGGAGUCAGCCAUGGAUGAAGAGCCAGGCUCCCCAGGAGGGCAGACUGAACACCCAGCUGAGCACCCAGUGUGUGCUCCAGACGCUGUGGAUGCGGACACUUACAAGGAACAAGAUAAAUCUUAUUCUGAGGACAAAGAACUUGAAGCAGAGAAUGAUGAGCUCAGCACUGAGCCCAACAAGCAGCUCCCUAGCCGUGAACAAUCAGCCAGUGAGCAGGAUGAUGAGCUUUCCUACUUCCAAGAGAACCCAGGAGUCUCUAAAGGAAGUUCUAUGGCAGAUGUGUCCCAGGCAGCCAGGGACCGGGCCUGCGAGAACGUCUGCUUCAUUGGGAGACCGUGGAGGAUUGUGGACGGGAACCUGAACAAGCCGGUGUGCAAGGGGAUGAUGGAAGCCGUGCUCUACCACAUCAUGACAAAACCAGGCAUCACGGAGGGCACGCUGCUGCAGCACUACACCGGGGUCCUGCAGCCGGUUGCUGUCUUGGAGAUCCUGCAGGGUCUGGAAACUCUUGGUUGCAUCAGACGAUUCUACAUGAGAAAGCCAUCCCCGGUGUCACUCUUUUCUCAGCCAGUUAUAGAAGAACAACUGAACAACCCCAAACUGAGUGAAGUGCCAACAAUAUACUAUGAGCCCACGAUAGACUGUACCCUCAGGCUGGGAAGAGUGUUCCCCUCUGAAGUGAACUGGAACAAAUGGGUGCAGAUUAUCCCUGUAUAG
Molecule: messenger RNA, 5339 nt
Organism: Pterocles gutturalis (yellow-throated sandgrouse)
Lineage: Eukaryota; Metazoa; Chordata; Aves; Pterocliformes; Pteroclidae
Gene: GTF3C1
Product: general transcription factor IIIC, polypeptide 1, alpha 220kDa
Exons: 30
Biological process (GO): transcription initiation at RNA polymerase III promoter; 5S class rRNA transcription by RNA polymerase III
Cellular component (GO): transcription factor TFIIIC complex
Molecular function (GO): DNA binding
Source: RefSeq, a predicted model, not a curated record